This is a messenger RNA of Marasmius oreades (fairy-ring Marasmius), 378 nucleotides long. RefSeq lists its product as uncharacterized. The record is from RefSeq and is a predicted model, not a curated record. The transcript has a single exon. Bases 1 to 378 code for a protein of 125 amino acids. Lineage: Eukaryota; Fungi; Basidiomycota; Agaricomycetes; Agaricales; Marasmiaceae.
AUGGGCCCUGGAACCUGGCCGUUAGUGCACCUGGAUAACAAUCAAACCUUGGAAGCACGUCUUCUUGUGAGCGGCGGCACUUUCCCGUUCUUCAAAAUAUCGUGGGCAUACGACACGCACGGAGUGGUUGCUGCAAUGUGCCAUCCGCUGCGAAGCGCGUUCGAGCCACCACUCAAUGGUUUUUACCAACUUGGGCCCAUCGCAUUCUUGCCUCUAUCUCCUACUCCUCGCAGGUGUGGUCGACGUCUUGGAACCGCUGCUGUCCUCAACGCAUGCGAACCUUUCGUUCUUGCUCGAAUGAUCAACACUGUAGUUCAGCUCCUUGAAGCGUCUUUACAGUGUCUAUGGCCGGAUUCUGGAGUCCCAACAUUUCAGUAG